Emericellopsis atlantica is the source of this 1313-nucleotide messenger RNA. Its product is annotated as S-adenosyl-L-methionine-dependent methyltransferase. NCBI's taxonomy places the organism in Eukaryota, Fungi, Ascomycota, Sordariomycetes, Hypocreales, Bionectriaceae. The record is from RefSeq and is a predicted model, not a curated record. Gene Ontology annotation, molecular function: S-adenosylmethionine-dependent methyltransferase activity. The transcript has a single exon. Bases 365 to 1276 code for a protein of 303 amino acids.
UAUAGUGGAAGGUUGGGGUCACUGGUCGGCUGUGAGGCCACAUCCAGCAUGACGCGGCGCACGACAUUGCUCACUUUUCACAAGCACCAACAACAACAAAUACCACAGUUGGACACCAAAAAGAUGAUUAGAAGCUCUGCUUUCGACAGUUACAGCCCCGAGCACGUUUCUCCGCAAACGUACACAUGCAUCUUAUCUGCCCCCAUGCUUCCAAAUCCUGGCACUGCCAUCAUCCUGCAUGCAACGUUGCCCAGUGCUCACCCCAAACCAGUGGCUUCCAGGCUGUCCCUUUUUGAAGAUAUGAUCUUGCUGCUGACUUUUUGUUUAGAAUUAUGCUUAAAAUCUUUAAAGUCUUGAAUUCAUAAUGUCGUCAAUUCCAUUCACAAAGGUCAUAUCAUGGGACGAGUACAUGCAGCAUCGCCCGCCCUACCCAGAUUCCAUGUGGAAGCUGUGGUUUGACUACCACAAAGGCCCUCUGGAAACAGUCCAUGAUGUCGGCGCCGGGGGCGGCGUGGCGUCUCACGACAUUGCGAGAAGAACAGAUGUGAAGCGGAUCUACGUCUCGGACCCAGGCAAGGAACAUCUUGCCUUUGCCGAGGAAAUGCUCCGUGCCCACCACGACACGGUCGACUUUAUAUUCAGGAAUACCAUUGCCGAACAGACGCUGCUUGAUGAUAGUUCCGUGGAUCUAGUGUGCUGCUGCGAGGCUCUGCAUUGGGUCGACGUGUCCAAGGGCAUGCCUGUCAUGGCCAAGAGUCUCCGUGCGGGUGGCACAUUUGCAGCCGUCUACUAUCUGCCAUUUCCGCAGAUAAGAAACAGCGCGAAAGCGCAGGCGGCGCAGACGAAGCUCCUGGACGACUUUGGCAAGAACACACCCGACUCGGCGGUGCAGCAUCCCGCCUGGAGGCGUGGCUUCUCACAGAGCAACGUCGGACUGGACUUUGUGCCCUUUGACGAGGAAACGUGGCAAGACUUGCGGAGGAUUGAGAUCAAUAUCAGCAACGAGGGCUGGCCAUCUUCUUCCUUAAUUGCGGGGCGCUUUGGACGGGUACACGACUAUGCCGAGGGCUUUGCGAAGGAGAGGUGGGAGGAUGACGAGUGGAAGAAGACAAUGUCGGCGGAAGAGCUCAGACAGCUUCUCAAGAAGUUUCUCGGUGCGCCUGAUAUUCUGUGGGAAUCCGAAGAAUGGAAGACUGUCCUGCAGGGGGCUGAGGAGGUUGACGAUAGGCUUGAGGUUGCUUUCCAGGCUGCGAUAGUACUGGCCAGGAAGAAGUAGGCACACGAAAGAGAGAAAUGGACGGGGCAAAACUUGA